Molecule: messenger RNA, 1032 nt
Organism: Aphis gossypii (cotton aphid)
Lineage: Eukaryota; Metazoa; Arthropoda; Insecta; Hemiptera; Aphididae
Exons: 5
Coding region: 1-1032 (343 amino acids)
Molecular function (GO): protein dimerization activity
Source: RefSeq, a predicted model, not a curated record
AUGGACACCACACCAGAUAUUAACCACUGUGAACAACUUUCUAUUAUAAUAAGAAUUGUACAGAUCGAUUUUGAAAAUGAAUCUAGCUGUUCUGAAAUAAAAGAAUAUUUCAUGGACUUUGUAAAUGUUAGCUCAACUACUGGAAUGGAUUUAUCAAAUAUUUUGAUUGACAAAUUUAAAGAGUAUGGUCUCAACAUACAUAACAUUCGAGGACAGGCUUACGAUAAUGGGGCAAAUAUGGCAGCACAUAGUCUUAACCUCUGUCUCAAGGAUGCUGGAGGAAAUUCUUCUAUGGCUCAAUUAUUUUUUGGAAUGAUUGAAAGGAUUUAUGUUUUAUUUUCAGCAUCAAUAAACAGAUGGGAGAUUUUAAAAAAACAUUGUAAUAAGCUUUCUAUAAAAAAAUGGACAGAAACCCGAUGGAACAGUCGUGUAAACGCUGUGAAAGCUAUUCGAUUCCAAUUAAACGAAGUUAUAGAAGCUUUGGAGGAGAUUUCGGAUACAACAAAUGAUUUAAAAAUAAAAAAAAACUAUAGAGAAAAUGGAUAUGGAUUAGCUAAAGUUAAAGCAGAAGAAAUUAUAUCACCAAUGGGAAUUGAAAUAAAAAUUGGAAAGUUGAAAAGUAUGGGAGAAGAAGAGUUAUUUAAACAUUGUCAAGAUUUACAAAUAACACUCACAGAUGGUGAAUCCUCAGAUAUUGAUGCAACUGAUUUAUGUAGUGAGUUGAUCAUUUUUCGCACUAUGGUAAAUGAAAAUACUACUGCCAUUAUUCAAGCUCUAAGGAUUCUUAAAACAUCUUGUGGUUCAUUUCCUAAUAUAAACAUUGCACUUAGAAUCCUAUUGACUAUCCCCGUGGCAUCUGCAGGUGCAGAAAGGGCUUUUUCGAAAUUGAAAAUUAUUAAAAACUAUCUUCGUAGUACCAUUUCUCAAGACAGACUUUCUGGCUCCAAUAUAUUCCAACUGGAAAUACAAUAUCUUUAUUGGGUCUUAUAUAGCACAGAAUGGGCCAAAAACAACUUCCAGAACUUUGACUAA